UAUUACCGUUGCAUUAUUAUUAGGAUUCUGCUUCUGAAACUUGUGAUGACUAGUUUGUUUGAGAUCACUAAUAUCUUUUCUUUUCUUCUCCAAUUAUUCCUUGGAUCUCGUUUAUCAAUCUUCUUCUUCUCAGGUGAUUGGUGCAGAAGAUUAUAGCUUGCUGCACAUGGACAGUGAAGAUUCCUGGGAGUUUCGAUUCUUGACGACAUUUUCAUCCUGGAGAGUUAGCUUCUUGGAUUGAUUUGGAAGACAUUGUUCUCUUGUUUGGCUGAUCACCAAUGUCUUUUAUGGAGGAUCAGUUGGACCGUAGAAACUCCACCUAUGCCCUUUCAAGUAGAGGAGGUUCGGAAUUUGGAAGCCAGUAUAUGAUGGAGUCAGGUUUCUAUAUCACAUCUUUCGCUGCAACAGUUUUCAUAGCAUCAGCAAUAACACUUGUGGUGCUCUUCAUGACAUUGCUGAUCACAUUGACCGUCAUGCUCCAAUCCUGUCAAAGCCAAAGUGGAGGAGUUGUUGAGCAACAGAAACCAAUAACUGAUACAUAUGCUUACUGUAGGCUCUUCCGUGAACACGCGGAGCUUAAUGGAUUGGGGCCUAUUGAGUUUCCUAAGAGCUGUCAUCCAUAUGCUACUCAGUACAUCACUGAGGGUCAAUAUUUAGGGGAUUUGAAGUUAACCAUUUUGAUGGCAAAGAGAUACUUGAGUAGUCUGGCACUGAAAGAUAACUUUGAUAUUGUGUUGAUUGAUUUAGAUGACAUCUUGCAGUCUAAUAAUCCUCGUAACACCAGCCAAUUGCAGUUUCGAUUUGAUAUGAAUGAUGUGAUCGGUCCGAAACGGAUUGAAGAGCUGAACUAUUCAGUUAAAGCGAUUUUGCUUGAAUUUUACUCUGAGCUCCGAGAUAGUGGUUGGGCAGUGAUUUACAUCACUAGGAAUCCUGAGAAGCAGCGAAAUGUCACAGAAGAGAAUCUUCUUUCUGCAGGAUAUGGAGGCUGGACUUCUUUGAUAAUGAGAACCGACGAAGAAAUGAAAAUGGAGACAUGGGAAUAUUUGGCAAGGAGAAGGAAAGAGCUCAACAACCAAGGAUUCCGUAUCAGAAGUGUAAUUAGCAGCAAAAUGGAAGCCUUAGCUGGGCCGUGUUUAGGGACUCGCAAUUUCAAGAUUGUAGACCCUAUCUACGGAUUGAGAGUGCCUCGGAUGAGCUUGGAAUUUGGUACAUAGGAAAGUGAAGCUUUACAAGCUCAGUCUCUUGUGGUACAGUUGUAGUUUGCAGUCUAUAGUUGGCUCAGAGUACAUAGUUUAGCAACUAGUACAUAUUGUAUAUUUGUGUUGAACAAAUCAUAAUACCGAAAUCUUAAAAUCAUUUGCAAUGAAAGAUAUCUGACUAUAGAACA
Molecule: messenger RNA, 1387 nt
Organism: Papaver somniferum (opium poppy)
Lineage: Eukaryota; Viridiplantae; Streptophyta; Magnoliopsida; Ranunculales; Papaveraceae
Exons: 6
Coding region: 279-1214 (311 amino acids)
Source: RefSeq, a predicted model, not a curated record